Molecule: messenger RNA, 1317 nt
Organism: Rhodamnia argentea
Lineage: Eukaryota; Viridiplantae; Streptophyta; Magnoliopsida; Myrtales; Myrtaceae
Exons: 3
Coding region: 458-1096 (212 amino acids)
Source: RefSeq, a predicted model, not a curated record
UCUCCACGCCCGGCUCUCGCGGCUGAAAAAACUCCCUCUGAUCUCGCUCUCUCCCUUCAACUCGGCCGCGCCUUCGACCGUCGCUCGCAGGGACAGCCUUGCCUCUCGCCUCCCUCUCUCGUUCUCGGGCUCGGUCGCCUUCGGCCUCGUCGUUUGUCGCUCCUCUCUCCAGGGUUAAAUGGCGUCCCAGGAAAAGGCAUUCACCGCAAAGUGGACUAACUCGUUAACUAACCUCUAUGUAAGCUUGACGGUAGAAGAGGUCAAAAAGGGAAAUCGCACGUAUUCUAGUUUCAACAAAGCUGGGUGGAAUAAUAUACGGGCUGAAUUCAAUAAACGGACAGGACUCCAAUAUAGCCGAUCGUAGCUGAAGAAUAAGGUGAACAAACUAAAAAAACAGCAUGGUAGUUUUAAGAAGCUUCUUUCACAAACCGGAUUUGGCUGGGAUAAUGUGAAUAAAAUGAUUGUUGUCGAUGAUCCGAGUAUAUGGGAAUCUCACAUCAAGGAUAAUAGUGAGUGGGCAAAAUUUAAGAAGGAUGGGUUUCCUCGGUAUCCCGAGCUGUGUUUUGUAUUUGAUGAUAUAUAUGCUACUAAGGAGCAUACAAUAGGAAAUACCGAAGUUUUGAUGGCGUCGAAGGAACAUGACAAUGGUGGUGGUGAUGCGGACGAUGAUUCAGAGGACUUCAGUGAACACCACAUUGAUGAGGGAUUUUUUGCAUCCGACAAUACCGCUACUCCAGUUCAUGACGAGCACAAGUUGGAUAGGACUCCAACUAUCAAGAGGAGAAGGAGUAACUCAUUUAAUAUUUCUAACCCUUGCAAAGCCAUACGAGAGAUGUUUAAAUAUGGGCCAAGUCAAUUUGUGAGUGGCUCAACAAGUCAAUUUAUGAGUGGCUCAACCGCCUCACGGGUUACAUCACCACAUGUAGACACCUUCUCCGUAUCUGCUGUGAUUGAUGUCCUAGUUAGCAUGCCUAAGUUGGAGCAAGAUCUUUACAACAAAGCAAUGGAACAAACAUGCAUUAGUGCCACAUGGAGAGAGGCUUUCAUCGCAUCCCCAAUUGAAAGGAGAAAUGGACUUCUCCAAUAUCUUAAGUAGAUGCUGGGAAAUAUAUCGUGGAUUGCGUGGAAUUUUUAUAUUUGGUUUCAUUUUACUCUAUGACUUAUGUUAUUGAUUGUUAUUUAGUUUUUAAACAUAUUCAUGUGGAGACUUUUGUAUUUAUGUUGUGGCAUGGGUACAAUGGAUUGCAUUGGAUUUUUAUAUUUGGUUUGCUUUCACUCUACGACUUAUGUUAUUGGUUGUUGUUGGUUUUUUUUUUU